UCAAACACCGAAGGGCCGCGCGCCAUUUUGGCUCAAACAAACUCCUUAAUAUUUUAUCCCAAUUAAAGUGUUUUUAUAUUGUAAUAGGGUAUUUUUAUGCUAACAUAUUGUGGGGUAACAGUAAACCUAUAACGACUUAACAUUUGUUUUGCCUUCUUUCUACGUUGUGAAAGUUGUCAGCCAAAAGUCAUGGUUUAAAGAGACCCCAGCUGAGCCAACUCAUUUCUUUGCUAAGUUUUGUUUUGUUGUUGGUUGGUUUAUUUUUCACUUUGUGUAAUGGGAGGCUGCUCCGCCCCAAAUUGCUCCAAUUCAACUAGCAUAGGGAAGCAGCUGUUUAGAUUCCCCAAAGACCCUGUGCGAAAGAAGAAAUGGGUUAUGAACUGCCGACGUGACUUUGAGCCCACUCCUCACUCCAGACUCUGUCAGGACCACUUUGAGGAGAGCCAGUUUGAAGAAAUAGCCAGAUCUCCAUCUGGUGGGAAAAAGCUGAAGCCCAAUGCUAUUCCCACGCUGUUCAAUGUGGGAGACCCCCCUUUCCCUGCAGUCACCUCUCCAUAUAUCCUGCUGCCACUAAAAUCUGAACCAGUGGAAAAGGAUCUAAAUUUUGGCGAUCAUGGCUAUGCCAGACGCAAUCCUUUGUCUGGCCUUGAAGAGGAGGAUGGAGAAAGAACAUCUGAAGACCACAACCCCUGCAUGCAGUGUCAGCUCCUUAAGAAAAAACUGGAGCAGGAGAUGCAGCACACCGCAAGACUACAAAGAGAGGCAGAAGAGAUGAAGAAGCGUCUGUAUCGGCUCGAUCGCAUCGAGAAGGGGCUCCAGAACUUUCUGUACGAGGACCAGAUCAGAGCGCUGUCCCUCACGAAGCGCUCACGGCGCGCCGUCUGGUCGCCGGAGACGAUCCUGAAAGCUAGAAAGAUCCGCUGUGCCGUCGGAACCAAAGGCUACGAGUACCUGAGGGAGAUCGGCUACCCUCUGCCCUCGUACAGGACUCUGUGCAACCGUCUGGAGACGAAGAUCAUGGUGACAACCGACAUGAGCUGUGAGGAGCUGGCAGAGCUCGGCCUGGGGCUUAUGGCCACAUGCAACAGUCCUACAGAAGGGGUCGGGGACAAUGAUGAGGAAGAACUGAUGGGAGUUUUAUCCUGAUCCCAGUUACUUACACUGAUUCUGAACUGCUGUAGAGGGAUAAGUUCAGAGAUUACACUGUCCGUGAUUUAGAAAAGUUUUGCGGCACUGGUUUUAAAGUUUUCUGGCCUUCAGGUCACCUGGCUGUACCCACAUUUUACAUCCACUCAGGUGAUGUUUGAUGCACCGGCUUACAUGUAGCCUGGAUUCAUGUUCUGCUGAUUCCUGCGGUGAUGCUGGCAUGUUAUGGUAGCCUGAACGUGUGAGGAGCAUGUGCACAAUGUAGCUCAUUCAUAUGCAUCUUGUAAAUGUGAGUGACGCUUGUUAAAAAACCUCUUUGCACAUAGCUUUGUGAAAUCGCUGCUUGUUUUUACCGUCAAUUGUGACACAGCUGAGUCUUUUACUGGCCUUGUUCUAUACAUUUAAAAAAAUGAAGUGCAAUGCAAACAGAUAAACAUGCUGCACAUUUUGGGUAAGAUGACCUUUUUAUUAGGAACAAAAGAGAUGACUGAGGCAACAUAUUUUGUGGAUUUUAGUAACAGUAGUUCUCUGAGAGAACUUGUCAAUUAUACUCUUAAAAAAAACUGUAUUUGGUUUAUUUCGAUUUGGUUUAACAAAUCGAAAUAUCCUCCAGUUUUCAGUAAUGCAGUUUACUGUCAGACUAAAUUUAACAUAUCCAUCUGAUCUCUCUUUAAAUCAUUAAAAACGCUGUACAGAAUGUAGACAUUGGCUGGUUUCUGUCACUUGGUUAUGUCUUGAUUAAUCAGAUUUUAUGUUUAACAUUUCAUGAUAGAAUUAUUCCUGAUUUAUAGGGAAGGGAUUGGGAUUAACAAAGUGCUCACCUCAUCCAAAUCCUAUUCAAAUAUGUACGCAAAAUCAACAGAAUAUGGGUAUUUUGUUGCCUUUUUUAUUAUUAUUAUUUCCUUUAUUUUCUUUUUUUGUUGUUUGGAUCAUGGGUGCCGAAGUCACGUCCAAUAAAACAGCUAAGUUCCCACAUUAGCGGUCAUGUUUCUUCUUUUUAUACAACGUUUAGAUGUGCAUUACCGCCACCUACCGGAAUGGAGUGUGAACCGGUCAUUCAGCUCUACGGAGGCCUGGUAGUGAGCAGUUCAUUUGAUUCAGGUGUGUCGGAGUAGGAACUCAUUUAAUGUUGCGUUCCAGUCACCUCAGAAAUUGGAGCUCGUAUCUGGUUUUUGAUACCCGAUCCAAGAUAACGGCGUUCUAGUUUUUCUUUUAAAAAAAGAAGAAGAAAGUAUCAACCUAGCGACGCCCAUUGAAAUUGUUUGCAUUACAAACAUAAUAUUAAGAUGCUUUCCAUAAGCAAACACCACUUUUAAUUUGUUCAGAUUAGAUUUACAUGCGCUACGUGUAACGUUGACGUUAGACCCACGUCAGUCUUUUAUAAAAAAAAAAAUAAACAUGUCUCCAUCACAUCUUACUACUGUUGACGCGAGGAGCGGCCAUUUUGAAACGCAUAGCUUACAAGUCGCAACUGGGCGACUUCGGGGAGCGCUCCAGUUGAUUUAUUUUUUUCCCCCCGACUGGGAAAUCAGCAUUUCCCAUUUCCGAGUACAACUGGAACGCAGCAUAAACAUUGCAGGACGGCAACUCUCAAGGACUGGACUUGGGCACCCCUUGGUUUCAAAGAACCACGUUUCAAAUGAUGUUUCAAAGAACGAUGUUUGGAAUGAAUUGAAAUUAAAGUUAAUGUACACCAACA
Molecule: messenger RNA, 2845 nt
Organism: Xiphophorus hellerii (green swordtail)
Lineage: Eukaryota; Metazoa; Chordata; Actinopteri; Cyprinodontiformes; Poeciliidae
Product: THAP domain-containing protein 1
Exons: 4
Coding region: 277-1146 (289 amino acids)
Biological process (GO): regulation of transcription by RNA polymerase II
Cellular component (GO): nucleus
Molecular function (GO): DNA-binding transcription factor activity; RNA polymerase II cis-regulatory region sequence-specific DNA binding
Source: RefSeq, a predicted model, not a curated record